GCUGAAGUUUCUUGUUGCAAAAGACAGAUAGCUCGGACCAAAAGUAAAAGCUGAAAAGGCCAAAAUCUAAUCGGGGAAGUCUCUGAUUUGAGGAUUUGGAAUUACUAAACAUUUGCAAUGUCUUCAUCGCAUCUCCCAGCAACCACUGAUUCAAUUGCUCAGGCCCUAGAAGCCAAAACACCAUCCGAAGCCAUCUCAAUCCUUUACCGUGUAUUAGAAAAUCCUUCAUCUUCUCCUGAUGCUUUGCGGAUUAAAGAGCAGGCCAUAACAAACCUGUCAGAUCUUCUCAGACAAGAGAACCGAGCAGAGGAGCUCAGAAGUCUUCUGACCCAAUUGAGGCCCUUUUUUGCAUUAAUUCCGAAGGCAAAAACUGCCAAAAUUGUACGUGGUAUAAUUGAUGAUGUGGCUAAAAUACCUGGAACAUCAGAUCUCCAGAUUUCUCUGUGCAAAGAAGUUGUGCAGUGGACUCAUGCCGAGAAGCGAACUUUCUUACGCCAGCGAGUUGAAGCAAAGCUUGCAGCUCUUUUGAUGGAGAACAAGGAGUACCAAGAAGCACUUAAUCUCCUUUCUGGCCUAAUUAAGGAGGUGAGAAGGUUGGAUGACAAGCUACUUCUAGUGGACAUAGAUUUGUUGGAGAGUAAGCUUCACUUCUCUCUUCGUAACCUGCCAAAAGCCAAGGCAUCUCUAACGGCUGCAAGAACAGCGGCAAAUGCAAUUUAUGUCCCUCCAGCUCAACAGGGUAAUAUAGAUUUGCAGAGUGGAAUCCUUCAUGCAGAGGAGAAGGACUACAAAACUGCUUAUAGCUAUUUUUUCGAAGCAUUUGAAGCUUUCAAUGCUCUUGAAGACCCUCGAGCUGUAUUUAGCCUCAAGUAUAUGCUUUUAUGCAAAAUAAUGGUGAGCCAGGCUGAUGAUGUUGCAGGUAUAAUAUCAUCGAAAGCCGGGCUACAAUAUGUGGGGCCAGAACUUGAUGCCAUGAAAGCUGUUGCUGAUGCCCAUGCAAAACGUUCCCUGAAGCUUUUCGAGAUUGCUCUUCGGGAUUUCAAGGCCCAACUAGAGGAAGAUCCUAUUGUUCACAGGCAUCUUUCUUCCUUGUACGACACUCUGUUGGAGCAGAAUCUCUGCAGGUUGAUUGAACCUUUCUCGAGGGUUGAGAUUGCUCAUAUUGCCGAACUCAUUGAACUGCCCGUGGUCCAUGUAGAAAAGAAACUUUCUCAGAUGAUUUUAGAUAAGAAGUUUGCAGGGACUCUGGAUCAGGGUAACGGAUGUCUGAUCAUAUUCGACGAUACCAAGACAGAUGCCAUCUACCCCGCAACAUUGGAAACGAUCUCCAACAUUGGCAAGGUCGUAGAUAGCCUCUAUGUGAGGUCUGCUAAGAUAAUGGCAUAGGGUGUGAGGUCUAGCAACACUUAUAGGUAGUCACUGCUCGCUUUGAACCGAGGUUAGCCAUGGCGACGCACAAGUGCAUGCUAGAUAUUACAUGUUUUAAUGUUUCGGUUUAAUGGUGUAUCGCGACAGAACAUUUUAUUCCAAUAUGUGAGGUUGAUUAAGACUAUCUUGCCAUUUGUCUUGCCUGAUAUUUUGCUAGAACAUGUUCCGUAUUGUAUUUAUUUAAUGUAGCUUUGCUCACUUUAGUAAUUUUUUGGCAAAACUAGUUCUUUUA
Messenger RNA from Hibiscus syriacus, 1660 nucleotides. RefSeq names its product 26S proteasome non-ATPase regulatory subunit 11 homolog. The transcript is spliced from 2 exons. Gene Ontology annotation, molecular function: structural molecule activity; protein binding. Gene Ontology annotation, biological process: ubiquitin-dependent protein catabolic process. The record is from RefSeq and is a predicted model, not a curated record. Gene Ontology annotation, cellular component: proteasome regulatory particle, lid subcomplex. The coding region runs from base 118 to 1386 and encodes 422 amino acids. NCBI's taxonomy places the organism in Eukaryota, Viridiplantae, Streptophyta, Magnoliopsida, Malvales, Malvaceae.